AUGGGCGGCAGCAAACGGUUUGUCAUGAACCCCUUUCCGUCCAUGGACCUCUCGUCAGGUGACAAACUGCAUCUGAAAAUGACGGCCACUGCCUUCCUUGUGGAAGCCAUGCACGCGUACGAGACGUACUUGAAAGUCGACGAGCGCCGUGUUGACGAGAGUCGAUGGAGACUCCUCAAGACACGGGAAAACCUAAAGCUGUACCUGGAAAGGGAGGUGCUCACGACAACGGGAGGCAAUCGCUCCAUGAUGAACGAAGCUUCGGAACAAGCGGGGACCCCCGUGUCCUUGUGCGUUGGCACGAUGCAGGGCAACCUGGACGACGUCGUCUUUGGCACGGUAAGCACGACGUCGGAGGACAUGUGCCAUAAUUCCACGUACGUGGACGACCUCACGGGUGCUGCGAUUCUCGCGACAGUCUUAGAACCAACUACGGAAGAGCCACUACAGACGCUUGCGCUCAAGUGGCAGGAGCUCAAUUUGCCCAUGCACUCGAGCAAGCGCGACUUUGUCUUUAUGGAAGGAACGGGCUUUACGCACCUUGCGAAUGGCGAGCGGGUCGGGUAUCGCUUAAUGUACUCGAUUGGGUUCCCGCAGACACCCGAGCUGCCAGACCGCGUCCGAGCGACGGUCAAUGUCUUUUUCCUCUACCGUCAAAAGCACGACAAGUGCGUCGAGAUGUUUGCGUCUGGCGUCGUGGCCAACGGCUCGAGCGUCGAGGCGUUCUUGGUCACGCCUUCGGCGAUGAAGUUCUUUACGUGUCUCAAGUUUGCCCACUGUGGCGAGAUGAAGAAACUCACGUGGCUCAUGCAAUAUCGCUACACGUUCAACAAGCAGCAAGACACGGCGUAUGUUGACGAAGGCGAGUGCGUCAACUGCAGCAUCCCCAUUAGCUCGCGGCUCUUUGGCAAGUUCGGUCGCUCGCGCGACUCGUGCAAACUCUGCCAUCGACUGGUUUGCGGCACGUGUUGCGUCAAGAAGCGGCUGAAUUGCGUGACGCUUGCAAUGACGUUUGAAGAGCGCAAGACAGCGUUCUGUCCGUCGUGCAUUAAAGAAGCCUUUGAACUUGAUCCAGCCGAGGCUGCUCGGGCUCAAGUUGCGGGCAACAACCUGCACACGCUGCGUAACUUUGCAGUCCACUCGGCCACGGACUAUUCGUUUGCGCGCUCGUCCAACUCGGAGCGCACAGUGUAG
This is a messenger RNA of Peronospora matthiolae, 1194 nucleotides long. NCBI's taxonomy places the organism in Eukaryota, Oomycota, Peronosporomycetes, Peronosporales, Peronosporaceae. The record is from the annotation of a GenBank genome assembly.